Aedes albopictus (Asian tiger mosquito) is the source of this 3854-nucleotide messenger RNA. RefSeq lists its product as uncharacterized. The coding region runs from base 44 to 3325 and encodes 1093 amino acids. The record is from RefSeq and is a predicted model, not a curated record. NCBI's taxonomy places the organism in Eukaryota, Metazoa, Arthropoda, Insecta, Diptera, Culicidae. The transcript has 2 exons.
CGAAGUGAUUCCCGCGUUGUGAAGAGUGUCAACCUGCAGCAAGAUGGCUUCCGAUGCAGAAUCCACCCACGACCAAACCAUCAUGGACCUGACGGCGACUCCGUGCGCCAUCUGUGGCCCGUCUACGCGCGACGAAGUGAUGGUCGGCUGUGACGGAUGCGCGGAAUGGUUCCACAUCCGUUGCGUCGGCAUCGAGGAGGGCAAACUGCCGAAGAAGUGGUACUGCCAAAGCAAGGCCUGUCAGGAGAAGGCCCAGGAGUACCAGCAGAAGCAGAAGGACGCCAAGAAGCAGGCUCGCACCCGGAAAAACGGCAACGAGUCUGACAAAUCCAGCGUCAGCUCUCGCCUAGCUUCGUCUAGCGUGGAAGCGAAGGUGCGAGCGCUAGAGGAGAAACAGAAGCGACAGUACGAGGAGAUGGAGGCGGAGCGGCUGCUGCAGAAAAAGGAAAGGGAGAUGCAGCGUGCGUUCGAACAGCGAAAGAUGGAAUUGGAGCUGCAGAUGCGCGCUGAGGAACAAGAAGAACAAAGGACAUGGCAAGCGGAGAUGCUCCAAAAGAAGAAGGAGCAGAUUCAGCGGCUGAAGGCGAACCGGGAGUCGUCGUUCGAGAUGCAAAUGGCGGCGAUGGAUGAGGAGUUAGCGGAACUUUCGCGUCGAAAGUCAAAGCCGGCGCUGAAAGUAGUCAAGGACGUUUCGCGAGCGGGUCCUUCCGGCAAAAUCAACAAAAACGUGUUGAAGCUGAGAAAGGCGAACGUGAAGAAGCUAACGCGAGACUACGAGAGCACCGACGGAGGAGACGAGGACGACGAAAUCUCCGACGAUUCCGAUCUGUCAACCCAGAGUUCGGAUUCUUCCAUGGAAGCCAGGGCGAGAAAAAGCGUUCCAAGGAAGACGUGCAAGAAAGUGGGAAGUGUCAGCCAAAACGGGCUGGGGAAGCAGCAGACCGGACCGACGAAGGCCCAGCUGGCCGCGAGGAUGGGGUUAACUUACAAACUCCCAAAAUUCUCCGGCAAACCAGCGCAAUGGCCAUUGUUCUAUGCGGCCUACAAAGUGUCCAACGAUGUCUGCGGCUACAUGAACCACGAGAACUUGAUGCGACUACAGGAAGCCCUGGAAGGCGACGCUCUCGAGCUAGUGUCCGGGCAGUUGCUACUUCCCGAAACCAUUCCGCAGGUCAUCGAGAAGCUGCGCCGGCACUUCGGCCGCCCGGAACAACUGCUUCAAUGCCUGCUGGACAAGGUGAACCGGCUGGAACCCCCGAGGCCGGACGAUCUGAGGAGUUUUGUUCCAUUCGGAAACACAGUGGAGCAACUCUGCGGCCAUCUGGAGGCAGCGGAUCUACGGCAACACCUCGUCAACCCGCUGCUGAUAAAGUCGUUGGUUGCCAAGCUGCCGGAUCGGGAAAAGCGUGAGUGGGUCCACUACCGGCGAGGUCGAGGGGAAACAACGUUGCGAACGCUGACGGAUUUCCUGAUGGACAUCGUGGAAGACGCCUGCGAAGCUAACGUUGACGUGGAGUUCAAUCCAACGCCGUCGCCCGAAUCAGAUUCCCAAUCCGAAGAGGAGAGUUCGAACGAGGCUGGACUAUACUGUCACUGCGAAGCCAGCAGUUCGACCUACAAUGCAAGUGAAGAGAGUAAGCUGAAACCGUGCAAGAUGUGCCAAUCCAAGGAUCAUCGUCUGCAGCACUGCGCGGAUUUCAAGAAGUUGCGGUACGAUGAGCGUUUGAAGCUGGUGACGCACGAGAAAUUGUGCCAUGUCUGCCUCAACGAGCAUGGCGGGCAGUGCAAAUUCGGAAUCCGUUGCAACAUCGGCGAUUGCAGAAAGUCCCACCACCCGCUCAUGCAUCCGGUCGGAAACACGGUCGGGCUGAGUGCACAAAUCCGGGCAAACUGCACGGUCUUGUUUCGGAUCGUUCCGGUACAGCUUCACUGCGGAGAUAAAACAGUUUCGGUGUUGGCAUUCCUGGACGAAGGAGCUUCCGUCACGCUGGUGGAGAAAAAGCUCGCCGACCGCCUGGGCGCGGUCGGAGUACAAGAGCGAUUGACCAUCCAGUGGACGGGAAACAUGUCGAGAGUGGAGGAUUCCCGAAGAAUAAGCCUUUGGGCGUCGGGAACAGAGGCUGCAGCCGGCGGCAAGAUGCUGUUGCACACUGUGCACACGGUGAAUAACUUGAUGCUGCCGCAUCAAAAGCUGGAUUCGAAGGAGCUUGCAGCACAGUACAAGUAUAUGCGAGGGCUGCCCAUCGAGUCAUACGAUGGACAGCCGCAGUUGCUGAUUGGGGCGAACAAUAUCCACGCGUUUGCGCCGAUAGAGACAAAGGUGGGUACGCCCAGGGAACCGAUUGCAGUGCGUACCAAACUGGGAUGGACUGUGUAUGGGCCGCGGCAGACAACCUCGGCGGCGGCCGGUAACUAUUUCGGCUACCAUCGGCAGAUAGCAAACGACGAUCUGCCGCCCGAGCUAUUCAAGAGCCAAUUUUCGUUGGAAGAAUCGGAGGUGGCAAUUCCACGGGGAAAGAAGAAAUGUGUCCUAAAAAUACGAGAGCGAACUACCCCACUUGCCGGCGAUCGCUGUGAUACCGACUUGCUGUCGAAAGCCCGCCCAGCACCGAGGAUGUUAGGCGUUCGACACUACAGACCUGGAAGAACCACAACGAACAUAGCGAUUCUCGUUCCGAACGCAAGAAGACAGAUUGAACAACACAAUAGGCGGGUUCGAAAUCCGAAAUCCGCUGGAAGCUCUACGGGGCCUACAAGAGGCGAAGCCAGCGACACCGGCGCAUUUGAACCGUGGCAUCCUGCAGAUGGUGAAGGAAAGAUUCCUAGGAGCGAUCUGAGACCCAAGUGGGGACCAGCGUUCUCGACGAGGCACCGCGGCGAGUUCUUGCCGUAUCUGUACAAGGGAAAGCGGUCGACGAGAAGGCUCGUGGCAAGUGGCGCAAAACCGGAGGAAGUCAAAAUCGAUCAGCGUAAAAAGUGUGGGGUGAUGUGCGCGCUCGAUGAGGGGCGCAAGUUGCCGAGUGGAAUCCUGUCAAUGACACUACCGGAGGCGGCUGGCAAUGGUUCGACGAUCAGCAACAGAUCGAAGAGUGUGAUUAUUCGUGGUCGACGGGAAAUCCCGGAAUUCUUGGAGAUAGAGCUUUAUCGUUGCGGUCAUCAAGGUCUCAGAUGGACGAGCUCGAUAGACCAACGGGAGGACGUAGAUGGUAAGGUGCAGAGACGAGACGUAGUAAAGUUUGCGGCGUUAGAAAGUAAGGUAAAUCCGGAAAUGCCGGAUGUUACGGGCUGGGGUGUUGCGACGCCGCUACUAAAUAAGAUUUUUUGAACCGGCCUAAUAAUGGAUCAGUCUAGCCGUAGCAUAACUGCAGCAUGACAGUUCGCAUGCGUGAUAGUAGUGGUAGGUGGAAUGAGAAAUACGUAGAUGAGAUGUGUGAUGCAGUAGAAGGAAAAAGAACCAAAACAGUUUCGCCAUCGUAAAAACACCCAAGUUGAUGCAGUUUGAAUUUAUUUGGAAUUAUAUUACAUUGAAGUGCGUUUAAUUUAGUUGAAACAUAGGAGUGCGGUGAAAUGCAAUAUCGGGAAAUUAUCCGUACCUCGAUCACAACCUGCAUACCGAUAAGUGUAGAAUCCUGAAACAAGGAAAAGUAGCCCAAAAAGCUACCGCGCGACUAAAUCACAUUCAUCCGUGCGACGAACACCGAUUAGGGUAACGGUCCCAAUUAUCAUCCAACGCGGUCGAAUCAUUCGGACAAGAAAUCGUAGUAGAGGAAACCACUUAAUUUUUAAGCAUCGCUGUAAAUAAAACGGCUGCUUUAAAAACCGGUUUCCCUCUCGGGAACAUUUGGUCCUUCGAG